This is a messenger RNA of Patiria miniata (bat star), 2035 nucleotides long. RefSeq names its product forkhead box protein I1-like. The transcript has a single exon. Gene Ontology annotation, molecular function: DNA-binding transcription factor activity, RNA polymerase II-specific; RNA polymerase II cis-regulatory region sequence-specific DNA binding. NCBI's taxonomy places the organism in Eukaryota, Metazoa, Echinodermata, Asteroidea, Valvatida, Asterinidae. Gene Ontology annotation, biological process: anatomical structure morphogenesis; regulation of transcription by RNA polymerase II; cell differentiation. The record is from RefSeq and is a predicted model, not a curated record. The coding region runs from base 135 to 1292 and encodes 385 amino acids.
CCUGAAGCAAUUUUAAGCAAAACUCGGUUAGGUACUUGAAAUAUCUACCGACUUUGCAAUAAAUGCAUUGAAGUUGAGAACCUCCUGUAUUAACUUCUUGUUAUGACGGAAGUGCAGAGGGAAUUAUAGUCAUAAUGCACCCUGCAUUUCACAGUAUGUACCCCUCUGUCGGUAUGCAGCAACAAGCCAUGGCUACGGGCUACCUCACGGGGUCUGCAUUUGAUUACAACACUUAUCCCCGUCGUCAACCCGUGUGGCUCGGGGGUACGUCCGCCGCCUUCACGGCCAACCCGCCGGCGUACAGUCUGGGCUCGCCGCGGCCUGCUGCGCCGUCCCCGUACAUGACACCACCAGCGUGCGGUGCUAGUUACCACCAGCUCCCCACGUCGCCUCAUCACGGCCCGUCAGUCGGCGCGGCGCAUCAGUACUACCCAUCGCCGGGGUUCCCCUCCACGGACUUCGGCUGGUUAUCCCUGUCCACGCAGCACGAGCUCUACCAGAUGGUCAGACCGCCAUAUUCCUACUCGGCACUCAUCGCCAUGUCCAUCCAGUCCGCCUCUGAACGGAAGAUCACCCUCAGCGGCAUCUACAAAUACGUGGCCGAGAACUUCCCCUUCUACAAGAAGUCCAAGGCCGGCUGGCAGAACUCGAUUCGUCACAACUUGUCGCUCAACGAUUGCUUCCUGAAGGUGACCCGGGCAGACAACGAUCCUGGCAAGGGGCACUACUGGACCCUUGAUCCCAACUGCGAGAAGAUGUUCGACAACGGCAACUUUCGCAGGAAGCGAAAACGCCGAGAAAACAACAGUAAGGCCGACAGUCAGGAACUUCACAAGAACUCCAAAUUGUCCACACUCGCUGACGAUGCUCUGAUGACCGGUUCCGCCGGUUUGACGAAGCUGUCUGCCUCCUCGCCUGCCGCUACUCCUCCGGGGUAUCCCUUCCCGAACCCGCUGGGACAUGGUGAGAUCGCUGACCCACUACCGGACCACAAGCCGUGUCUCUACCAGUCCGCGAAGAGCGAUAACCUCCUGGCGUCUUUUGCGGCAUUCGCCAACAAACAGUUUGCCGAGUUCGAGCAGCAGGCAGGAGACGGCAGCAAGGCGGGGACCGAGACGCUUGUGACGACGGCAGCGGGCCGGGAUCGGUUUAAGCCGGCCUGCGAUAGGGCCGUCCCGUCCGGUGACUCCACCGGCGGGUCGGGACAAGGGAACGGCGCACAAGGUGCUUCACGUUAUGGGUUCAGUGUCCGAAGCCUGCUUGCAUACCCGCACCACAACAUGGCAGACUGAGGAAGGAUUAACAAACUGCAAGCUCCGGAGGAAUGUACAUUUUUAAACAGUUACUUUGAACAUUUUCUAAUAUUAUGUUCUGGGUUGUACGAAAGUACGAAACCUAGGGAAGAUUGAUUUCUUCAACAGUUAACUUUUGCCGAAUGAAAAAAACUCAUCCCGGCCGGGCAUUUUACUUCAUCUUACUCGGUUGUGAUUCCGAUGACGUCACUCGAAAGAAAACGUUUCAAAGCUUAAAGGUAGAUAGAAUCAUUUGCAUUCUGUGCAUUUUUUGUUCGUUUGAUUCCGAUAACGUCACUCGAAAAAUCGAAAGUUUCAAAGUUAAAACAGGUACAUCUUUUUUGUGCACUGUUUUUUCGUUUGAAGCAACAAAAUUGGUAAAUCGUUUGUAGGGUGCAUAACAAUUAACCUGUUUUAAAAAAAAAAUGUCCGCGGAAGAUACUAUAUAUUUUUAAUAAAAAUUGCUACAACAACUCGGGGCUUAAAUGCUUACUAGCAAUGAAAUUUGUCAUAUUUGUUCAAUUUCCAUGUCUUGUAUCACGCCCUUUGGAGUCAGCGGGAUAUUUAAGUAGGCCGAACAAGCACGUUGCUGCACGUAAGGAUAUUUCCAACACAUGUACUAGAAAUAAAGUAUCAUUCAUUGGGUUCGGCGGAAACCUGGACGUCUAAAGUUUGCUGCCUGUUCACAUCCGAUAACUUAAUAUUGGUGGUAUACCUGUAAAUAAAUGCAUUGCAAAAUGUCC